AUGACGCCCCCGACACUCCCACUGGUCCCGUCCCUUUCGGCCUCUCGACAAGCACCACUCCUCUUGCCCCUCGAGCCAUUGACACCGGCGGCAUUCUCCGCCUUCGGCACCGCCAUAUCUCCGCCCUUUGAACCGUCGUUGACGACGCCUCCGCGCUCAGCCGCAUCUAUCCCCGUUCCGCUUCACUCGCCGCACCAGCCCGCGCCGGUGUUUGCGAACCAGAAUUCCGCGCUGAAGACGUCCCCCAUCUCGCAGUUCACUAAUAACUAUCCCGUCGCCCCGGCGCCGGCCUCACAGCCCCAGAUGAGCAUGUUCUCGUGCUUCCCGCGAAACCUGAGCGGGAUCGGGAUCGAGACAGCCCCGUCGUCGGGCGAGACCAUCUUCCGCGUCUCCAUCCUCGAGCGACACCCGUACACGACUCAGACGUUCUGCCCGCUUGGUCUCUCCGCCGCGGACUCAUCAUCGGCCGUGUUUCUCGUCGUCGUGGCGCCCUCGCUGCCCGUUUCAACCACAGCCGCCACCCUCACACCCGGCGCUGGCGCAGUGACCGUCGCCAAUCCCCCGGAUCUCACCCAUCUGCGCGCCUUCAUCGCUAGAGGCGACCAGGCUGUCACGUAUGCCCCCGGCACAUGGCACGCGCCCAUGGUCGUGCUGGGCCAGCGACGGGUCGAUUUCCUCGUCACGCAGUUUGUCAACGGCGUGGCGGAGGACGAUUGUCAGGAGGUGUUACUGGGACGGAAUCACGUCGGGGUGGAUCUGAGUCGGCUGGGGUUGCUGGGCGGGGAUGGAAAUGGAAACAAGGCGAGAGGCCCAAAGUUAUAA
Molecule: messenger RNA, 822 nt
Organism: Fonsecaea pedrosoi CBS 271.37
Lineage: Eukaryota; Fungi; Ascomycota; Eurotiomycetes; Chaetothyriales; Herpotrichiellaceae
Exons: 1
Coding region: 1-822 (273 amino acids)
Biological process (GO): allantoin catabolic process
Molecular function (GO): ureidoglycolate hydrolase activity; ureidoglycolate lyase activity
Source: RefSeq, a predicted model, not a curated record